AUGAAGAGUAAGGCGGAUGAGGAAGACUACUGGAACAGCUCCAAGUUCAGAGCCUUCACCUUCGAUGAUGAAGAUGACGAGUUCAGCAGGAUGCUUCGCAAACACAGACGGAAGCCCCCAGAAGACUUCCCCAGAGGUUUCAACCCUGUGCGGCUGUGUGUGAAGGCGUCUGCCGGAGCCAAAAUGGCCGCCUCGGAGCACUGGGACGACUACAGCGUUUACGGCCAGCUGUCAGACGAGGAGCUUCUGCAGAUCGCUGUGGAGAGAAAACCGCGCCCCCCCGCCUGCUCCCAACCCCCCCGCCCCCCCCCAGCAAAUCCCUCCAGCCCCACCCCCCAACCCCCAACACUGUCUCAACCCCCCCACCGCGCUCUACCGCCCCCUAAAGAGGUCAUCCUCCGGGAUGGGGACUGUUCGGGCCUCGGGCUCCUCCUGAUGGUGCUGUGCCUCAGAGAGCUGAGUCCUGUGGAGUCGGCGGUGGUGAGCGGAGACGCGGCGGCCCUGGCGGUGCUGGUGGGCCGGCGGGGGGGCCGGCUCAGCGAGCCCAACGCCGACGGCUGGCUGGCCCUGCACGAGGCCGCCUACUACGGCCAGCUGCCGUGCAUGAGGGUCCUCCUCAGAGCUGACCCCGGAUCAGUGAACAAAUGCACCCGGAGGAACGAAACCCCUCUGCUGCUCGCUGCUUUUCGAGGAAAUGUGUCCUGUGUGGAAUUCCUGCUGAGUCAUGGCGCUAACGUGCACAUCGCCAACACGGCCAGAGAAACGCCGCUGUACGCAGCCUGUGAGUGUCCCAGUGAAGACGUGGUGAGCCUGCUGCUGCGGGCUGGCGCCCAGGUGAACCGCGCCUGUAACCAGGGGGGAACCGCCCUGCACGAGGCCUGCCGAUACGGCAGCGUGGCGCUCUGCAGGAUGCUGCUGGAGGCCGGGGCAGAUCUCAGGGCUCCCAACGUCUACAGCAUCCAGCCCUUCUUCACCGCCGCGCAGCAUGGGAGCGCAGAAGUUCUGCGCCUGCUAGCUCAGAGAGGGGCAGAUAUAAAUGCACCGGCCGGAGACGGAGCCACACCGCUGUAUGAAAGCAGUAAGAACGGGCACGUUUCCGCCGUGCAGGAGCUGCUCUCUCUGAAAGCCGACGCCAACCGAGCCACCGAGUCCGGCCUGCUGCCUCUGCACAUAGCGGUCAAAAACAACCACACAAGCGUCAUGUCGCUGCUCAUCCCGGUCACCAGCCAGAUCCGCGUCCGCAGGUGUGGCAUCAGCCCCCUGCACAUCGCCGCUGAGCGGAACCGCCACGAAAUGAUGGAAAUGCUGAUUGAGUCUGGUUUUGACGUGAACGCCCGGCUGUCGACCGAACGCUCCAAAAUGUACGAGGACCGGCGCAGCACGGCCCUCUACUUCUGCGUCUACAACGGGAACAUGGACAUGGCCGAACUGCUGCUGGAGGCGGGAGCCGACCCCAACCUGGACACCUUCAACGCGCUGCUGAUCGCGGUGCGGCGCGGCUGGGUGGAGAUGGCCGCGCUGCUGGUGAGGCACGGCGCCGACGUCAACGCGCAGAUAUCCACGCAGCCCUGCGUGUUCCCCGCAGCCAUUCUGCUCAACAUGGAGUGCCUGCCCAUGCUGAAGCUGCUGCUGGACCACGGCUUCAUCUCGCUGCUGCUGGACUACGUUGGUCAUGUCAGGCUCUGCUCUCGGCUGCUGGAGAUCCUGGAGAGCCGCUAUGACUGGACACCCAUCAAACUGAAAACCUACUCCUGGACGGACUCCCACUUCCUGUCAGGCUCAUCCGCUUCCUGCGCUACGACGUCCACCGUCUACUGCCCUGAAGCCAGCGUCUCAGACGAGUCCUUUUUGAAGACAUUUGAUGGGACGGUCAGCCGGUUCAUGACAGGCUCUGGGAAGAGGAUGGUGGCAUAUCGCAGACCUGAUGGAGGUUUGGUCCAUGUCGCCCAAGAACCUGAAGAGGAGGAGGAGCCUCUGUUCAGAGCCAUCCGUGAAGGUGAUGCUCGCAAAGUGAGAGAGUUGGCGAUGGGUCCUGGAGAAAACCUGAUGCUGCCCAGUAAACCUGGAUGGCUCGCUGUCCACCAGGCUGCCUGGUUUGGCAAGGACACCUGUUUGCGAAUGCUCCUGGCAGUACGAGGUAAAGCUACCAUUUGUGUUGCAGCUCAGCCUGGGAUGGUCAACAAGAGGACGGCGCGUGGUGAAACCCCGCUGAUGGUCGCUGCCACCGGAGACAAUCUGGAGUGUGUUCAGGUGCUGCUGGAAAAUGGAGCUGAGCCAGAUAUCCCAAGUUAUGAUAAAGAAACUCCCCUCUAUAAAGGUAAGAUGAAUUACCGGAACGCAUCACUCCUUCAGGCCUGCGAAAAGAGUAACGCUGCUGUGGUGGCAGCACUGCUGAAUCAUGGGGCGGAGGUGAAUACCCGCUGCCUUCAGGGCUGGACAGCUCUCCAGGAAGCAGUGCUUCGAAACAACGUGGAGAUCUGUGAGAUGCUGCUGAAGGCUGGGGCCAAAUAUAACCUGAGCAACAUGUAUGGCAUCACCCCGCUGUUCACAGCAGCUCAGAGUGGGCAAGCCCGGGUGCGGCGCACUGGCAUCAGCCCGCUGCACCUGGCCGCGGAGCGUAACCGUGACGACGUCCUGGAGAUGCUGAUUGAGGCGGGUUUUGACGUGAACGCUCAGCUAUCAGAGGAGCGCUCCCGGCUCUACGAGGACCGCCGCAGCACCGUGCUGUACUUCUCCGUCUACAACAACAACGUGGAAGCGGUGCGCAGUCUGCUGGCGGCGGGCGCCGACCCCAACCUGGACGUGUUCCGGCCCCUGAUGGUGGCCGCCCGGCUGGGCUGCACCCGCACCGUCUCCCUGCUGGUGGAGCACGGCGCCGACAUCAACGCCUCCAUCCCCACCCACCCCACCACCUUCCCCGCGGUGUACAUGUUCUCCAUGAAAUACCUGCCUCUGUUCAAAUACCUGCUGGAUCAGGGGGGCGACGCGCUCUCCUGCUUCGACUGUGUGUACGGCGGCCAGCUCCAUCCGCCCAUAAAAACCUCCCGAUCAGGAAGAAACGACGGGGACCGAACGCCAGAGGCACCGCUGAGAGGUGUCCAGUUCUGUGAGAUGAUAUCCGUCUCCAGUAUCUCUCGGUGGGCGGGGCCAAUCAUCGACGUCCUACUGGAUUAUGUUGGUCACGUGACUCUCUGCUCCAGGCUGAAGGAACACCUGGACAGUUAUUCUGAAUGGAACACCAUCAAGGAAAAAGCAGCUCCCCCGCGGCCGCUGAUGCAACUCUGCAGACUUCAGAUUCUUCGGCUGGUUAGACGUCGGCAGGUGAAGAGGUUACCACUUCCUGGAGGUCUGAUCCGCUUCCUUCAACACCAGCAGAUGUCUUUGGAUGACUAUUGA
Menidia menidia (Atlantic silverside) is the source of this 3396-nucleotide messenger RNA. The record is from the annotation of a GenBank genome assembly. Lineage: Eukaryota; Metazoa; Chordata; Actinopteri; Atheriniformes; Atherinopsidae.